This is a messenger RNA of Penicillium olsonii, 1497 nucleotides long. Lineage: Eukaryota; Fungi; Ascomycota; Eurotiomycetes; Eurotiales; Aspergillaceae. The record is from the annotation of a GenBank genome assembly.
AUGUAUAAAUACAUUGCCGUGGCGACUUGUGGGCUGGCGCCUAUCGUCUCAGGCGCACUCCACAACACUCCCAUCGAAACAAAGAAUGGAGAUGUCCUGGGUUACCCUGCCUUCAAUAGCUCCAACACUGGCAAUUUGACCCAUUGGAAGGAUAUCACUGUAUGGAAAGGCAUUCCAUUUGCGGCAACAACUGGAGGCCAGAAUCGCUGGAAAGCCCCUCAGCCUGUCAGCGCGUGGAAUGGAACAUUGGACGCCAAGAAUUUUGGAAGUGUCUGCCCUUCAGCAACAGAUGGCAACAAUGAUUACACCAUCGACGAGGAUUGUUUGAAUCUCAACAUCUGGAGUCCUGCGAAUUCCACCGAUGCUAAGCCUCCAGUCGUAAUGUGGAGCUACCCGGCUCUCUCGACUGCGGCAGAUGCUCUCUUUGAUGGCGGUGGUAUGGCAGACCAGGGCAUUGUCUUCGUCAACUACAAUUACCGGACCGGGUCAUUUGGUUGGCUCGCCACCCCAGAGCUGACAGAGGAAUUUGACAAUGGACAUAACACCUCUGGGAACUGGGGUAUGCUUGACCAGUUCGCUGCCCUCAAGUGGAUCAAAGCCAACAUUGCCGAGUUCGGUGGUGACCCUGAUCACAUCACUGUCAUGGGACAGUCUGCCGGGUCAGCUGCAACUCAGCAUAUACUGAAUAGUCCUCUCACCAAGGGCUUGAUCGUCGGCGCGAUCAUUGAGAGUGGUGUUAGGGAUCCUCAAGAUCCCUUGUGUACUAGCCUUGCGGAGGCUUACACGACCAUUGAUUCUUCCUACUCUACGGGCACCUCCUACUUGAAGAGCUUGAAUGUUUCCACCAUUGCCGAAGCCCGCGAACUGCCCAUGGAAAACACCUACUACAACACAUUGGUUAAUAAAUUGGCCCAGGAUGUGCCCGUGAUUACCGGAAACACGAAGGACGAAAGUGGUGCCUCAUAUGGUCUGGAUAUUACCGUGUCAGAAUAUCUCACAGACCUCAACGAGACAUACAGUGGAGUCUGGCCUCAGCGCUUCCUUGACCAAUACCCGGCGCAUGAUAACACCACUGCUUCAGGUGCUUACAACUCUCAGUUCACCGACCGCUCCAAGGUCGGAACAUGGUUCUGGUCUCAGCUAUGGAACAAGGCUUACAGCAGCCCUGUCUAUAACUACAUUUGGGACCAUGCUCCUCCCGGUCAAGAUCAGGGUGCUUACCACGAGUCUGAAAUCAACUAUGUCCUGAACAAUCUCUAUGCCACUGACAUGCCUUGGGCUGCGGAAGACUAUGUUAUUGCCAAUAAGAUGAAUGGCUACUGGUCCAAUUUCAUCAAAACCGGAAACCCCAACGGUCACGGCUUGACUGCUUGGUCUGCUGCCAACUCAUCCGCGCUCGUUCAACAUGUUGGAGACGGAUGGGGUCAGAUUCCUGCGGCAUCUAGCCGGAAGGUCUCUUUGUUCAAGUCGUGGUUCAGUACUUUGCAUAAGUAUUGA